CCGGGGGUCCAACGGGACCCGAUGUGCCGACAGCAGGCGGGAUGAGGGCUCCUCCGGAUGCUUCCUCCUUUUUUUCUAACGUGGUGCGUUCAAAGGGCUUAGAAGGAUGCUCGGGGAGAGCAGUGCCAGGUCGAGAGCAGACAGGGAGAUUUUGCCGAGGGGAUCGCGGCGGUGGUGACAGCGUGGAGCGGCCGCCCCCGCGCUGGGGGAGCGUUCAGCCCCGUGGGUUUUGUCAGGAGAGAAGGGCUCAUUCUUGAGCUGUCAAUCUGCCACCUCCCAGAGGCUCUCCUCCUCCUCCCCCGGCUGCCACCGCUCCCAGAUACGUGCAACGCGGGGGCUGAAAAUCCCCUUCCCCCCGGGUGGGAACUGCAGCAUCUCCCAAACCUGCCAGCCCCGAACACGGAGAGAGCACUUCUCCUUGUCAGCUUGGUUCCUUUCUGUUCAAAAGGCAGCCACUCAUUCUGAGGUGAAGCUCUGACUCAUGGCAGGCCCAGAUGUGACCUCUGGCUGGCGCUGGGUGCCCUGGCUGCUGCUGGCAGCAAUUUGGGCUUGUGGCUGUGGGAUGAGAGCCGAGCACACCAUCUGUGCUCCCUGUCCUGUGGACUUCCCAGCUCUCCUUUCUCCUCGGAUUUCUUCAUUAGAAGUAGAUAAGAUCAGAUCAUUCUUCUUUCACUACAAAUUCAUUUCACUUUCCAUGCAGUGAGCCCAUCUGAUAAAUAGUGGCUCAACAUAACCCAGCUCCUCCUGCCCUUGGUUGCACGCAUAGUGCAGGACUGGUGGUCCCAGCCCUGUGUCCAGCCAGCAGGUUCCUGGCCUUUAUUGGAGGUGGGGAUGGAUUCCCAUGCUGACCUGAGCUGUAUGGCACAGGGGAGCAGCUGCUCACAUGGCGUCUUAAGACCUGUCCUAGGCAAGCUCACGUAGUCUCCUGGGUGUGUUUCCCUGUUUCACAGCAGCAUCCCUUGGCUUGUGGGGAUGUCCUUCGCCAUUGUCCCCGAGAAAGCAAGACGUGGUGCAGCCCCUGGUCCUGGCAUGCAGGGUUUUGAGUAGCAACACCAGGCACCUACUGUCACCAUGAGGCUAAUUUGUAUCUGGCUUCAGAUGAGAAAAAUGUGCACUGAUAAUGCUGAGCGAUGACAUCUGAGAUUUACAUCCCCUCCCUGCCUCCUCUAAUAAGCCUCGCUUUGAUCAGAACCCCAGCUGGCAUUCCUCUGAGGUGGGGAGGCAGUCUGCAGCAAGCCCCAGAGACAAGAACCAUACAAUCCCUGGAGCCACCCUGUAACUCGACUGCCCGGGGUUCUCAUUUGGGGUGGGAGUGUUGUCUCAUCUCUUAUGCACAUUUAUGUGCAUUUAAGUGAGUUUAAGUGACAAGUGACAUAAUAAUGGCUUUAUAUGGGGACUGUUGAUGUCCACACUGGGAUCUGGGAGUUCUUUCCUCAGAGGCAGGGAGGCCCCAGCUGUGUCCAGAGCUGCGGUGCCCCAUUCCUGGAGGUGCUCACAGCCAUGGCUGGACCCGGGGCAGUCGGAGUUGAGGGCAGCCAGCCCACAGCUGGGAUGGGGCUGUAGGUCCCUUCCAACCUCAGCCAUUCUGCUAUUUUAUGAUUUUAUGUAGGCGGUGGGUAUCGAGUAAGAAGAGGACACUCGAGCGUGCGACCCUUGGAAAGCUCCCAGCUCUCCUCCUGGAGGUUUCUUCCACACCUUUGUCCCUCCCACCCCUCUCCUGUGUUGCAGGCCGUGAGCUCCCAUGCAUUACCUCGGCCUCCUCCCCUCCCAGCCGUGCUAACGUCCGAAGGAUGGCGGCCGCCUCGUUCCGCUACGGCAUCACCAUCACCGGGGCCGUGCUGUUGGUGACGGGGACGCUGUGCUUCGCCUGGUGGAGCGACGGGGAGGUGGGCACAGCAGUGGGCAGCGGGGCUCACCUCCUGCCCCUUCGCGAGGCCCAGGCCGUGCCCAGCUCCUCCAACGCGCUGCUGCGCUCCGUCAGCUUCUUCUGCUGCGGCAUCGGCGGCAUCCUGCUCCUCUUCGGGCUGCUCUGGUCCGUCAAAGCCAACGCCAGGGUGGUGUCACGGCGCUAUCAGUACCGCUUCCCCCGCGACCUGCAGUACUUCACCGCUGAGCCCCCGGAGAAGUGGAACUGCAGCUCCUGGGACGCCACUGCCAUCCCCACCUACGAAGAAGCCCUGACCUGCAGACCUGCUCAUGGCACGUACCUCCAUCCCGUGGUGAGCAAGGAGGAGCUGACACCACCGCCGUAUCAUGAUUUGGAGGAGGAGGAGGAGGAGGAGGAUGAGCGUUGGCAGAGCGGCCGCCGCCGCAGCUCCUCCGACAGCGCCUUGUUCCGCCCCAGCCCCUCAUGGUUGGACACCCAGAGCCCUGCUGGGCCACAGGAAACGCCGCCCCCCAGCUACGAGAACAUCAGUGUUCGGGGUGUCUGACUGAGCCCCAUCCUUCAGCAAGGGGAGAGCGUGGGUGGCACGGGGCUGUCCUGCAUUCUGAGCAACGCGUUAGGGGACAAUGUUAGCAGCUGGCAUGUUGGAAACCUUCAUGUUUUUAAUAAAACCACCUCUGGUUGCAAAUGUU
Meleagris gallopavo (turkey) is the source of this 2577-nucleotide messenger RNA. The record is from RefSeq and is a predicted model, not a curated record. Lineage: Eukaryota; Metazoa; Chordata; Aves; Galliformes; Phasianidae.